UUAGGUUAGGUAGGUUAGGCAUCUUGCGGGUUGCGGGAGAUACAGAUAUGAGUGCACGGUGUGUACGCACGACACAUCACCGGCGAUCAUUGAAACAGUAUCAUUCAAGAUGAUGCAAUAUGAGGAAGAGGGCGAAACAUUGAAGGAUAAAUCACGAUGCGCGAACAUUCGCGCUGAUCUUAAAAUGUGUUUGCUUCUAAGCGAUUGUUGUAAAAUCCACAAGCGUACUCCUAGAGAAUGUCUUAAAUUACGUGAUGGCACAGUUCCCGAAGAAUGCUUUACCUUGCGCACCGCGUUCUUUGAGUGUAAGCAUUCUAUAAUUGAUGGUAGACGGCGGUUUAGGGGUCCCAAAGGAUAUUAAAUGUGGAAAUAUUUUAUAUAUGAUAUAAUUACAUAAUUUGGAUACUUUGUGAGGUAAUAUUCAUGUAUAUAUUAAUGAAAGAAUUUCAAGAAGCAGCAGUACAUUUUAUUGAUAAGGAAGGGAAAAUAAAACAUUAAUGUUAGAAGUAAUUUAUUGUUAUUCGUUGUACAUAAUUUAAUAAAUGUAUUAUACUUGCGAAGUAACAA
This is a messenger RNA of Solenopsis invicta (red fire ant), 567 nucleotides long. RefSeq names its product cytochrome c oxidase assembly factor 5. Gene Ontology annotation, biological process: mitochondrial respiratory chain complex IV assembly. The coding region runs from base 110 to 361 and encodes 83 amino acids. The transcript has 3 exons. Gene Ontology annotation, cellular component: mitochondrion. The record is from RefSeq and is a predicted model, not a curated record. Lineage: Eukaryota; Metazoa; Arthropoda; Insecta; Hymenoptera; Formicidae.